AUGGACAUUUUUCAAUCAGAUCUUGGGCUUUUUCAAGAAAACUCAAGGGCUUCGGAUGGAAUCAGGCUAAAUACUGACAGGCCAUUUAUGUAUUUAGCUCGAAAUGACGACUGUCCAUUUGAUUACAAGCCAAUUGAUAUGGACAAUGAAGAGUCGCCAACCAGCUGCCGCGAAUUUGAAGAUACGACAAACUCUCUAAAAAGAGAAUCUAUUUCGUCGUCUUCUCUAUCUUCGCUAUGCACAACACUAUCGUCAAACAAUAUUUCCAAGGACUUAAACGGAAGUCCAACUAUUAAUACUAAAGCAUUAACGACUACAGUUAAGAUGGCAGGAGCAACAACAGCAGGAUCUACUACAACAACCACUCCAGCUACAACUACAAGUGAAAAAACCGAUACUGUAUCCCCAGCAGAAAAAGAAAUGAAAAUACCAAGAGCAUCAGCAUAUGAUAACGAGCAUCAAAGAAAAACCCGGAAAAAGUGGAAAAAGACCGAAGACUUAGCAUUAAUGGAAAUGUUACUACAAUACUCACAUCUACUUAACUUUGUAGAAUAUUUUAAGCCAAUGAAGAAAUUUUGGAUUAAAAUUUCUCUGGUUCUAAAGCAACAUCAUGGUUUCGAGAGAAACGCGCGGCAAUGCCACGAUAGAUUCAAAGUGCUUUACUUCAAAGCGAUGAAACUAAACGAGAAGACAUUGGGAUCCAACCCAGAUAUUACAAAGACCCUCUUCCUCCAAACAAGGAACACAUUUAUAUUUUGCAAUGGUAACAUAACGCUAAAAUCGCCGCCAGCUCCACUGCAGUCUGUGAGUGACGUCUCGUCCCCAGAUAGCCAAGGAUUUGUACAUCAUAAUAACCGUCAUACCAAUAAUGAUAAUCCCAACUAUCACAAGAACUUCAAGAACUACAACGACCUCAACGAUCUUAACGAUCCUCCUCACAUUUCAAACGCCCAAUUCAUGUCAUUUUUGCAGCAACCAUUGGUCGACAUGCGUCAAGCGCCCUACAACUCUGCCCAGCAGUAUUUCGUCAAUGGCUUGAUCAACCUACAGACGCAGAUUGACGUGCUGAAAACCCAACUGCAAGCAAGCGAGAGGAGAAACACUGAGCUGACUCGCCUAGUUGAGAGCCUCCAUGCCGGCCGAUACAAUACUCGAUGA
Zygotorulaspora mrakii is the source of this 1158-nucleotide messenger RNA. It is a transcript of the gene RPI1, whose product is annotated as Rpi1p. The record is from RefSeq and is a predicted model, not a curated record. The coding region runs from base 1 to 1158 and encodes 385 amino acids. The transcript has a single exon. Lineage: Eukaryota; Fungi; Ascomycota; Saccharomycetes; Saccharomycetales; Saccharomycetaceae.